GAAAGCAGAGCUGGCCGCUGGCGAGGAAGACGCCGCAUGUCCGUCCUGUUCCUUGGUUAUUAAAGUAAUUUACGAUAAGGAAGCAUUCGCAGCUAAAGAAGAAGAGCUUAUUAAAAACGAAGAUAAAGAACUCGUGGCGCAGGAAGCCUGAGAUUAUAAGCAUUCAAGUUGAUUCAUCUGCCUUUAUUAUCGGGAGAUAAAAUAAAGCACAAUGGCUAGCCGUGGCAGAGGUAGGGGCAAGCCCACUAUGUCCAUUAGCGCAGACCAGCUGGGGUUUUCCAAAGGAGAAGCUCUUCCACCGCCAGUUCUACAGCCACCGCCAAAGUAUCCACCAUUGGAGCACAAAGCAUGGCCUCUGACUAUGACCAACGAGAUGAGUUACUUAUUGGAAUUGAAGAGAGAGUAUGCGGAGUACAUGAAGGAUUCCCCGAACAAUGUUCUGCCAUUGGUGGUUAAAAAAGAUAUAGAAAGGUACUCGGACAGGUAUCAGGAUCUAAUAACAGACAAAAGGAGCUACGAAAGUUGGUACGACUGGAGUAGAAUGCCCGCAGAAUUAAAGCCUCAACCAAAGAAACGCAAGGGGCCGAGUCAGUCGAAGGGUAAAAAGAAAUCGAAGAAUGUAGACGUUGAAACCAAACUGCUGGAGCUGGAGAAGAAGGAGACGUCUCAGCGAAGCGAUGCGGAGGAAGAGGAGAAAGAGGAGGAGGAUGCCGAGGAGAAGGAGGAGGAGGAGCAAGUUGAGGAGGAAGAGGAGGAGCAGGACGAGGAGAUGGACGAAGGAACGGAUUACGUGAACAAUUACUUCGACAACGGAGAGGGUUACGACGAUGAAGACGAUAACUUAGACGAUGGACCUAUUUAUUAACAUGUAAUUUUUUAUAAGAAUCGGAAAUCCCUUUCGGUUCUCGAUCACCUGACUAGGAUACUUAACAAGCUGCCUAGUUGAGCACUGCACAGCAAUGUACAUAUACUCUCUCUACCUCUCUCACAUUCUCUCCCUACGGUUUUCUGCGUGUUUUUUUGUUUUCUUCUUUUACCGAGCUCUUGAUCGCGUGUACAGACAAUAAAUUAUAUAUAAACGUUUUAAACAAUGACGACUCCUUAACAUCCAUCCCCGUCUAGCGAUCCACAGGUGAAACUGGCAUCGAACGACGAAACGCGUCGACAUCGAUGAAGGAUGAUUCAACGAA
Molecule: messenger RNA, 1190 nt
Organism: Nomia melanderi (Alkali bee)
Lineage: Eukaryota; Metazoa; Arthropoda; Insecta; Hymenoptera; Halictidae
Gene: Polr3G
Product: RNA polymerase III subunit G
Biological process (GO): transcription by RNA polymerase III
Cellular component (GO): RNA polymerase III complex
Source: RefSeq, a predicted model, not a curated record